Messenger RNA from Nicotiana attenuata, 462 nucleotides. Its product is annotated as DNA-binding protein HEXBP-like. The coding region runs from base 1 to 462 and encodes 153 amino acids. The transcript has 2 exons. NCBI's taxonomy places the organism in Eukaryota, Viridiplantae, Streptophyta, Magnoliopsida, Solanales, Solanaceae. The record is from RefSeq and is a predicted model, not a curated record. Gene Ontology annotation, molecular function: nucleic acid binding; zinc ion binding.
AUGCCAGAGAGUUCUUACCGCCCACCAGCCAUUCAGGGUCCUUCCGGCGGGCAUUCCAGUUAUCAGGGUUCUUCCAGUGCUCACUCCAGUUCCACGCCAGAGAGUUCGUAUCACCCACCGUCCAUCCAGGGGUCUUCUAGUGGGUAUCCAGGUCAGCAGGCUCAGACUUCAGGGUAUCAGGCUCCGGUGCCGAGAGGAUGUUACGAGUGUGGAGAUCCGGGUCAUAUUAAGAGGACUUGUCCCAGACUUCGGGGCAAGGCGGUGCAGCAGGGUCAGCAGUCUAUGGAUCCAGCACCAGCUGCCCAGCCAUCUAGGGGUGGAAGGCAGACUGGUAGAGGCCGUCCCAGGGGUGGAGGCCAGACGGGGAGAGGUCAGCCAGCUACUACUCAGACAGGUGGGGGCCAGACAGCCGAUCGGAUCUACCGGUCUUGUGUGGGUUACUUUCUGCGGUUACGAGACUAG